AACACACCUCCAAGUAUGUACAAAUGUGAUGCGUUACAAGCCAUUUACAAGCCCUAGCAGCAGCUAGCUAGCUCCGUACCUGUGGUCAGAGAGAUCUUCUUGUGUAGCUACUGUAACGACACUCCACACACACCACUCAUCUGUGCCAGCCAUCAUCAUCAAAUCAUCUGGCUCUGGUAGGAUACAGAAUGUCAGACGUUAUCAAGAAGGGAUUGCUUGAGGUCAAGAAAAGGGGUCUGUUUGGGGGGUAUAAACCAAAAUACGUGCUGCUCAGCAAUAGCCUCCAUCACAAGUGCAAGGCUGUGGAGCUGCUUGAUUCUGAUGGCUCUAAAAGCAGCCUCGAGGUUAUUCGACUGACUGACGUAUGGAGUGUGCAGGACAAACCCUCUAGAACAAAAUAUGCCUUCGAGCUUGUUCUGGGGGAGGACCCUGUCAUUACAUUCAGCUGUGCCACUAUGGUAGAGAGAGAGGAAUGGACUGAAGCAUUCCGAGUACUCAACCUCCUAGCAUUGCCCAGUGUAGAGACACUCAGCACAUCGUCUCCCCUCACAGAAUACUUUCCUGUGAAUCUGCUCAAGAAUCGCAGUGCCCUGGAGAUUGGCCACUCUGGUCAGUACUUGCUCUCAAUCACCUCCUCUGCCAUGGUGCUCCACUGGAAGACGGGGGCCAUUGCUCAUCACUGGCCUACCAAGAACAUCUCCAAGCUCUACCACCGUGGCAAGGAGGGACACUUACUGCUCAUUGUUAAAAGAGUGAGUGGUUCUGGACCUCCUAUGGAGUUUGAAUUUAUCACAGACAAGGAAAAAGCAGUUCAAAUUCUCAAAGUGUGGAAUGUUCGUCUUCUCGAGUCUAUCCCUGGAGACCCUCAGAAACUUAACGAGAUUUCUCUGACCAGUUCCGUCACAGCAGGGGGAGGCAAAACAAAACGAUCUAGCCGCAAAACAAAGUCAUUCAAGUCUAGGGAGAGGCGCAUUGAGCCACAACAACCUGAUGAUGUCGUUAAGAGGACAAGUUCGUUUGCACGAUUCAGUACCUAUGGCACAGGGCUCGGCUCUACAGCACUGUCACAACCGUUACCAGGGCAACGUACCUCUUGGACUGAUUUCCCUGACAGUCAAGAUUCAUAUUUUGGACGUUUUGGUCCUGGUGUCAGUUCCCCGCCACCUCUCCCAGCUCGCCCAGUGGAGAGCUCUGAUGAGGAUGACCCUGAUUAUGCGUAUAUUGAUGAGACAGAGGUCAAAGGUCCCACAGGUGAGGGGGCGGCUAAUGUCAAGAGAACACCUAGCGAUGAACUGGACGAUCAAUUAAAUGAACUUCGUAAAAGCAUACAACGCGAGAACAAAGCCAAGAAGAGGAUGAAAGCACAAACAUUGCAGCGUAUCCACACGACUCCAUCGUUCCUACCAGCUGACCCUGCUGACUAUCUGGUCCCUGUGCCCUCUAAACGCUCCCAAACAGUAUCAGUCUCGUCAGACUGUCGUGACCUCUCUGACCCAUCCUCCAAUGACUGCUCCCCUGUGUUUGUUGGUGGUAACCCUCCUUCAUUGCCCCCUCGUGUGGGACGGAGCUAUGGUGUCAAUGAGGACAGAGAUGCUGGCAUGAAGGACUACAGUCUCCCUGCUCCACCACUGCCGCCAAGAAGCCCUACUAAAGAGUUCCUCUCAAGGAAAUCCAGCUCCUCCUCCUCACACAGUGCUAGCUCUAAUCAUCAGAGGUGUCCCAAAUGCUACUCUUUGAAGAAGUCCAAGUCCUCAGUGAGCAAGACAGUAUCUCUGGAGCAACGAAGUACUCGCAUGCCAGCCAAAGAGGAGAGCCGCAAGUCAAUGCCGAAUCUGGAGAAUGAUAUCCGCCAUCGCCACUGUUGCAGCCAAGACUCUGAGCAAUUUUUGACCACUACUCAUUCGAGGGAGUACCUCCAAUUGAUGGAGGAUAAAGAGAGCAGCAACCCAGUGCUUGGGCCUGAUAGGGCAUACCUCCAGUUAAUGGAGGAUAAAGGGAGCAGCAACCCAGUGCUUGGGCCCGAGUUGGAUCUUCUCUCUAGCUGUCUGCAAACACUUGAGGUGCGAAGCAAAACCAAAGGAGAUGAGUCUCCUACUAAGAAGAAACGAAACCCAUACGACCAUAUUCAACUCAAGAGUGAAGACACCAUGCCGCCCCCUCAACCGCCCCCCAGACAUCGCCCCCUCACUAGCAGUAAAUCACUGUAUGUUGGAGCCAAUACCUUCACUCCCCCCCCUAAUCGUACAAGACCCAAUGGCCACCUCCCCCGCACCUCUAUUGACCACACCCCCAGGAGCGUACCUCCUGUACCGCCUCGUAGCAACGCCUCACUCACAGAGACUGUGUCCAAGAGUCCACGAUUAGGACGAUCUUCCACGCUACAAGCAAAGCACCAUCCACCACCUGUACGAAGCAAUUCCAGCAUGGACCACACCCCUAGUUACCAAGGGAACAGUCGCUAUGGCUACAGCGGUGGAAGUCAAGUUGAGAGCAGCUCCAGCACUGUGUUCAUCCACCAUCUUAAGGAAAGACCUAGACUAGCUCAUAUGGUGUAGACUAAUGUACUGUAUACUCUCAUGUUAUACUUAUAAUAUCAUUUUGUGUUCUCAUGUAAUCAAUUGAUUGUGUUUUGCAGUUGUUAGUUUGUACAAUGAUAAAUAAUUUAUAUUUGAAUAUAACCAGAAAGAGCCGUCUUACAAAAA
Molecule: messenger RNA, 2702 nt
Organism: Halichondria panicea
Lineage: Eukaryota; Metazoa; Porifera; Demospongiae; Suberitida; Halichondriidae
Product: serine/arginine repetitive matrix protein 1-like
Exons: 6
Coding region: 189-2555 (788 amino acids)
Source: RefSeq, a predicted model, not a curated record